AUGGUGGCUCCGAGAGCUCCAGAAAUUUCCAAGUCGCACCCACAACCAAGUGCAGAUGAGACGACUCUCGCCAAGCUAGGAUACAAACAGGAGUUUCACAGGGAAUUCACUCCGCUAGAGGUGUCUGGACUUGCAUUCAGCUAUGCUGGAGUGGUUCCUUCUAUAGUCUCCGUGCUCUUCUACGCCAUACCAAAUGGUGGGCCUUUCGCGAUGGUUUGGGGUUGGGCAGUUGCUUGCCCCUUUAUCAUGUGCAUCGGAUUGACGAUGGCGGAGCUCGCAUCUGCGGCACCUACUUCUGGUGGUCUAUACUAUUGGACUUACUCGCUCGCCUCUCCACGAUGCCGCAAUUUUCUGUCCUGGAUAGUUGGCUAUUCGAACACCAUAGAGAUGAUCGCGGGAGUCGCUUCCGUAAACUGGGCUUGUGCAAUUCAAAUCACUGCAGCAAUUACUAUUACCUCCUCUGACCAGGCAUAUACGGCUACCAACCAGCAGCUCUAUGGCAUAUACGCAGCUGUGCUUUUGUCGCAAGCUGUCCUCGUGAGCUUCGGUACCAAAGUUCUGGCAAGGCUACAGAGACUAUUCACGUUGGUGAAUGUGCUCCUUUGCUUCAUAAUCAUCAUUGCGCUUCCGAUCGCAACGCCAUCAGAUUAUCGAAACAGUGCAAAUUUUGCGCUGGGGGAUUUCACCAAUCUGGUCGGCUGGCCGUCUGGAUUCGCAUUUAUUUUGAGCUUGAUGGCUCCUCUCUCUGCAAUAGGGGGUUAUGAUGCUGCCGUUCAUAUGAGCGAGGAGGCUUCAAAUGCCGCUAUUGCGAUACCAUGGGCAAUAAUUAGUUCCAUUGCUUUAUCGGCCGUCCUCGGUUGGGGAAUCAACAUCACCCUUGCCUUUUGCAUGGGCACUGAUGUCAGCAGCGUCUUAAACAGCCCUACAGGCCAGCCUAUGGCACAGAUCUUAUACAAUUCGCUCGGGCAGAAAAAGGCCCUGGCUCUGUGGUGGCUCAUUAUUGUAGCGGAGUACAUGAUGGGAUCGACCUACCUCCUAGUUGGCUCUCGCCAAACGUUUGCAUUUGCUCGUGACGGAGCCCUCCCUUUUUCACGGUAUCUGUACCGGAUCAAUCGUUACACAGAAACACCCGUCAACACAGUUUGGUUCGACACCAUCUGCGCUCUGGCCAUUGGACUUUUGGCGUUCGUAAGUACCGAAGCCAUCAAUGCGGCAUUCACGAUUAAUGUCACCUCGUCGUACGUCGCUUACAUACUGCCGAUCACGACCCGCUUUGCGUUCAAGAAUGAUUUCAAACCCGGCCCAUUUUAUCUGGGGAAACUGAGCUUUCCAGUCGCUGUGAUCGCUGUGGCGUGGAUGGUCUUCGUGAUCCUUGUUUUCUUCUUUCCUGCGACCCCGCAAACGACGAUACAAGAGAUGAACUAUACGGUUGUGGUACUUGGAGCGUCCAUGUUUCUCGCAAUUUCCUGGUAUUAUUGUCCGGUAUACGGAGGCGUACAUUGGUACACUGGACCCAUAUAUAACUUUACACCGGCUAUUGGAGGUGAAGACGGACACCGUGACGAGGAUUCGAUGUCGGAGAAGGAACAAGGCGUCUCUAUUCAAGCGGUGGAUUUAUAA
Molecule: messenger RNA, 1620 nt
Organism: Suillus plorans
Lineage: Eukaryota; Fungi; Basidiomycota; Agaricomycetes; Boletales; Suillaceae
Product: amino acid/polyamine transporter I
Exons: 15
Coding region: 1-1620 (539 amino acids)
Biological process (GO): amino acid transport; transmembrane transport
Cellular component (GO): membrane
Molecular function (GO): transmembrane transporter activity
Source: RefSeq, a predicted model, not a curated record